This is a messenger RNA of Apis florea (little honeybee), 5644 nucleotides long. RefSeq names its product axonemal central pair apparatus protein HYDIN. The record is from RefSeq and is a predicted model, not a curated record. Gene Ontology annotation, cellular component: axoneme. Lineage: Eukaryota; Metazoa; Arthropoda; Insecta; Hymenoptera; Apidae. Gene Ontology annotation, biological process: cilium movement; axonemal central apparatus assembly.
AUGUACGACCUGGUCGUUUCUCAAAUGGGCGAGAACACGUUGGCAAAGCUUGCCAUUCCUGUCGAGGUGGUACCGGAACCGGAUCUUCGCCCGAAAAUGUAUUCCAUAAUCAGAUGGACGAGUAUCGAGAAACGCGCGAGAAAAAUUCCGAGCAUCGUUUACAACUUGGUUUCCCUAACACCGUCGAUGGAGGUUUCUCACACGUUCGAGGAGUCGAACAACACGAGCGAGUUGAGCGUGCAAGUUGAGAGCAACGUUAAGAAAAAUCGAAGAAGGAGGAGAAAUCCGUCGGGCAGGGAGAUGGAGGUGCAAAAAUCAACGAGCAAGGAGAACGAAUCAUUGACGGUGUCGAAGAGCAAGGACGUGAACUUGUGCUUAGCACCGGAAACGAUGGUGGAGGAGCCGUUGAAGUCACGAUGGAUAUUGCUACCGGGCGAAUGUCGGAGGUUCAAGAUCCGAUUCCAACCGGAGGAAACGGGCCGCUACGAGGAAACGUACGCCGUGACGAUAGCCGAGGGAAAUUUCAUCACUUACGAUAUAAACGUUAUCGGUGUAGCGGACUUGCCGAUGCUCGACAUGAAUCCUGAUACUAUUUUCGCGAAGACUAUGGCCGCUAAAUUGCACGUUACAGACAAUUCCAUAUACUUUUACGACACGGAGCUCUACGAUUUCGGACCCCAGCUGCUUUUCCAUCAAGAUCAAAAGCCGCACUAUCGAAAAGCUCGGCUCAAGUUUUGCAACAUUUCCAAAGUGCCGGUCGAAGUUUUCUUCUCGCUCUCCGAAAACGACUGCUUUUCCAUCGAGCCGCAGAUGCUUUAUAUCGACCAAGGCGAUUGCGCGACGUUGAUCCUGACAUCCGUCGCGACCAGGCUCGGGAUCAUCAAAACGAAACUGUUACUGUGCAUCACCAACAACCCGAAAGUCGAAAUUCUCGUGUUUCAAACCGAGGGCACUAAAUUGGAUAUCGAACUGGACGGGAAAAAUAUGUUUUUCGGUCGCACGCUACUCUAUCGAACGGAGUACAGGAUACUGACGAUUAUAAACAAUACUCCGGUGCCGUUCUUCUGGUUCUUGGAACUCGAGGAGCCCAUUUAUUCUCAAAUAUCGUUCACACCUGUCCAAGGAAAUAUCGAUGCCCACAGUAAACAAGAAGUCGAAUUCCAGUACAACGCAAUGACGAUCGGCAUGGUCGACAAGAAAAUAGUGAAGUUCAAAGCGUUUCUAGCCAAAGAAGACCCCGAUGCUGUUUAUACGGAAGUUAUCCUAGUGUCAGGCGAGACUUACGAUGUUACAGUGGACAUCAACGACGCGAAUCCUAUCGAUUUCAAAAGUAUAAAAGCGGAAUUCCCCACGAAAGCUACGUUCAGCAUGAAAAAUCGUGGCAACUCAGAGGUGAAAUACGUAAUAACGUUGCAAGAGAAAGACAAGCUGAACGAAUUAAAUCUGCCUCCUAAUUUCAAGAAGAACGUCGAAAUCGAGUCGUGCAGUGGAACCAUUUUGCCGCAUGUGGAGAGAAUGGUAGAGCUAACAAUACUUCCGAAGAUGGAGUUGACGCUCAAGGAAGUUCCGAUAUUAUUAUGCACUUUGAUCGACAUGCAGAAGAAAAUUACGAUAAUCGCCGAGAUCCCUUUAAGAGUUUCCCUCGUUUCGUUUUACACGAGAUUUCGCGUUCACCCGUUCCCGGUGGUGAACUUUGGAACGUUGCCCAUAUGCACGGAGAAAACGAUGUACAUCAACAUCGAGAACACGGGAAAAUUUCCAUUGCACUAUUUCUUCCGAUUAGUGGAACACCCAUCCGUGAUGUACAUGACGAAACUGUGGCCAUUAGAGAUUGAAAAGAAAAAACCGAUUAUAACCGAGGUGCUAGUGAAAAAGAAAAAACCAAUCAAAAACAUGAAAAAUGAUAAGUCUCUGUUGGAACCGGAAAAAGUAGUAUUGGGACCGAUGACGAUAACGAAGAUGGAGGGUGAUGUGAACGUUGGCGAAAUGGACAGUGUCGCCAUUAUUUGUUAUCCGGAAUUCGUGGGCUCCCAAGACGAGCAGAUCGUGCUUAUCGUUCCCGAUACCAUCCCCGAGGAGAAAGACGGGAAGAUAAUCACUUUAUCCGUGACCUCGUCCAUGCCUUGCAUCGAUUUCGAAAACUUCGACAUGAUAUUUCGCGAAAACCACAUGAUCGAAAGAAUUCAAGACUUCGAUUGUGCCUUCGAUAUCGGCCCGCACACCGUGUUCGCGCGUCAAGAGAAGUGUCUCUACUUCCGGUAUAUCUGCGUGCAGAGUACUCACACGGCUUGUUUCAAGUUGUUCAAUUACGGUAUAGUGCCCGUGAACAUAAGCAUCGAGCUCAUAGAGGACUCGUUGCUACCCGAUAAGACAAAGUUCGACGUGUUCGUGAUAGAUCCGAUGUACGCACAGAUCCUUCCCAUGAAUCAAAAAAUAUUCACCGUGUCCUUCACUCCGAGCACCAUACAGACGUUUCACGCGCAAUUUCACGCAAGAGUUGUUUUGCCCUCGCAUCUGGAAGCGGACGAGUUGACGGUGAAUUUGAUAGGGGAAUCUUGCGUGCCGGAAGUGGCGAUCACAGAGCCGAUCCAUGCAAUGCGGGAAACACCCUGCUUGACCUUUCCACGCACGUUGAUCGACGAAGGCAGUUACAAAUAUUUCACAUUCGAAAACACCGGAUACGUCAAGGCGAAAGUGCUCGUUGAAAUCGUGGACGAUCCGAGCAACGUGUUCACUUUCUUCCCUUCCCCGGAGACGCAGCAUUUAUUGCUAGUUUCGGAGGAGUAUUGCAACGAGCCGUACGAUCGAUGCACGGUGGUACGCUUGGGGAUCAAAAACGUGGCUCGUUUUAAAACAACGUUUGCGCCCGAAAGAAUUGGAAAGUUCUACGGGAAAAUUCGUUUGCACGUGAUCGAUAAUCCUUACGAGAAUCUAACGAUCAAUCUGGAGGGGGAUUGUUACGUGGAGGCGGUCGUGUUGGAAGGCCUUCCCCUCGAUGAUAAUAAAGUCAGAAUCUCGAAUCUGGGCAAUCGAGAAUCUUUGAACAGGCGGAAAUUAACGUCUAGGCAGGCCUCCUUGUUGUCGGAGUCGAACAAUACGUCGGUGUACCUGCCGUAUCUCACCUAUGUUCUCGACUACGGGCUUUGUUUCGUUAGUAAAAUGUAUAAAAAAACAUUUAAGAUCAUCAAUAAAACGACGGAUCGAUGGUUUCGUUUCCAAUGGGGUUUGCAUAACCACGUUGUGUUCGAGCCCUCUACCGGACAUAUAAAGUAUCUCACGUUCAAAGAGAUCAUCGUUACUUUCUUGGCAACGGAGCCGAAAACCCACCAGAACACUCCUAUCGAGUGUUUGAUAUGCGAAAUAUUGGUAGAGAAUCCGGACGAUGAAAUUGCAUGGGACGACAGGCAAACGGAGGUGCAUUGGAAGAAGAUAUAUCGCGACGCAUCGGCGAAUGACGACUUGUUGAAGAAGAUGGUGGAACCGACCAAUGAGUCGAUGCACAACAUCGUUCCUGGAACGACGAAAAUCCUCCAACUCCUGUUAAACGCCAAUGUUGCGUAUUCCGAGUACUCGUGCAUUGUCGAAGAGGUAUUUUUCAAAGAUACCUUGAUGUAUCAGACCAGGGAGUAUACGUUCACCUUAACGAAUCCGGGUGUCGUGAACACGAUAUACGUAUGGAAGAUAAACAUGGACGAGCAGUAUCCCAAGAGAUACUUAGGGGACAAUUCGAACGUGAAUUCGAGGCAGAAAAUGUCAGAGUCAUCCAGUCACGUUUCAAAAUCGUUCGGAAGAACAUUGUCCGCAACGAGUCAAAGAAACUAUUACGAGGACGACGUGAGCGUGAACGACUCCAAGUAUUUGUCACCACAAUGCACCUCGUUCGUUACUGACAGCAUGGAUAUGAAAGGCAUGAGCACGACCAGGCCAUCGGAUCUGUUCAGCAGCACCGCCGAAUUGUCGGGAAGAACCACCGACAGUUGGCUGGAAGGCGACGAUUUGCCGUUCGCGAUCCACCCUGAGAUGGGGACGAUACCGCCCGGAAAAUCUGAGGAAUGUACAUUAAAAUUCUCCCCCAAGGAUGUAUUUUAUUACAAGGCAUACCUUACGUGCAAGAUAGAGAAUCUGAAUCCGCAUCUGCCGAUCUUGAUGAUCCCAGUCAUGGCAAGAAGUUUGUUACCGUAUUGUCACUUCGACGUGCAGGAGAGCGACUACGUGUCGAGCGGGAGGCGUGACGCGCAUCUACCUGGCCCCGUUGGAUACGAAAUAGACGAUCCAGAUCUAUGGCGGAACAUCAGGGUAAUCGAAUUUAACGCGAUCGGCAUUGGCGAAACCUACGUGAGAAAAUUCCACCUGGUCAAUCCUACUGUGGACGAUUACCAUUUCUCGUGGAAGAAUCGAACCCGUCCUAACGGGAUCGAGAUAUCGAAUUUUUACUGCGCGGUGACCGAGGGCAUCGCUGAACGCGGGAAACGUACCGACAUGUCUUUCACGUUUUUGGCAAACGAUAUCGGCGUCUUCGAAACGUUCUGGCUCUUCUCCAUCGAGAGAUACAAUCUGGAAUGCCUUUUCCUCGUAGUCGGCAUCGUGACCGAACCGUCGGUGUACUGUCUCACCACACACGUGAAACUGAAGCCAACAAUCUUGGGACUCAGUAUAAGAGAAUCGAUAAAAUUGCUGAACAACGAGAAUUUCCAUAUACCAUUCAGAGUGUUGGAAGAAUCCCUUUAUUCGGAGGGUAAAUUUCAAAAGGUCAGCGUCACCCCAAUGACAGGAACCCUCGUGUCCAAGUGCGAACAGCAUCUCUGGGUCGAGUACUAUCCAACCCAGGUCGGUGAGUUCAAAUUUUACAUUCAAUGCGCCGUGAAUCUGAUGAAAACCCCGAUUAACAUAUUCGUGAACGCCUUGGUUUACGAUAUCUCGCUCUCGAUUUCCUACUGCUUACCAAACAGCGAACCCGUGACAGCUAUUAAGAAUAAGGAGAACGUUAUCGACUUUGGCAAGAUAAUACCCGAAAUACCGGUCACCGUCAAAUUCGACAUAAAGAAUACCUGCCAAGUGGCGUUCUAUUACUCUUGGGAGCUCAGCAUCACGCCAGAAAUUUUGUACAAAAAUUCGUACGAAAUAACGAUGUCUCAGAAACAAGGUCAUCUAAUCAGCAAGAAUGCGUGUGUCUGUUACUUGACUUUGACAACGUUUCAGAAAAUUCACAUAAAAAAUCAUUGCGUUUUGCUGAAAAUUUCCAGCGGUCCCACAUAUAAAUUUAUACUGAAAGCGUUCUCCAAGAGGCCUGCUAUCGAAUUCAGUUUCAAUCGUUACGAUUUUGGAUAUUGUUACAUUCACGAGAGCAAAUUGGUUUCAUACAAGACGGAGCUUACCGUGACAAACACCGAAGACAUACCUUAUGUACUCGAAUGCACGUACGAGAACAAACCCCACCUCUCCAUCGAUUUGAAUUUCAUGUCCGAAGCGCUGGCCGCCCACUCUAAGAUCGUCAUACCGAUCACUUUUCAACCAUUUAAGGAGAUAAAGUAUAACGAAUGUUUGGUGUUUGUGAUCAACUCGCAUCACGAGAGAAGAGUAACGAUUACAGGCGAGGGGAUCGCCUAUAAAGUAAAUUAUGAAAACUUUCGUGUAUAUAGAUAAG